Messenger RNA from Ostrinia furnacalis (Asian corn borer), 353 nucleotides. Its product is annotated as putative defense protein. The record is from RefSeq and is a predicted model, not a curated record. Gene Ontology annotation, cellular component: membrane. Lineage: Eukaryota; Metazoa; Arthropoda; Insecta; Lepidoptera; Crambidae. The transcript is spliced from 3 exons. Bases 6 to 353 code for a protein of 115 amino acids.
CAACCAUGUUGCCCAGGAAAAGAAGUACGAUACUCCUGACUCUACUGGUCCUCAUCAAGUCAUCCGAGCAGUAUAGCUCAGGAGCUCCCGCUGGGGCGUGCAAUGACCAGAUGCCCCGACACGCGUCCAUCCAGGCGCAGUCGACACCCCCUCCGUAUGUCAUCGGGCCGUCAUCGUCGCAGGUCCGUCAAGGGGACUCCUUGAAUGUCACGGUUGGCAGCCCUGCUGGUGCGCCAACGCCUAUUGGAGGGUUUAUACUACAGGCCAGAUCUAUACAGCAACUGUUCUACAUAUUUUUCCUGAUCCAGAGUAAUGCAAUUCAAAUCUUUAUCAACUUUUACCCUUACGCCUAA